UGUUGGUUGCAGAGUUCUUUCGGAAAUAGGUUCCUCGUCGAAUCAUGCGAUCGGUGUACUUGUGCCUUGGGUUGUUGCUCGGCUGUAGUUUGGUGGUUGCGACGAAUGAGACGGAAUCGACAACAGUUAAGCCCGCUAACACCGGGUCGUCUGGGUAUGGCUUCGAGAUGCUAAUGGCCAAGUUAGACUACCUUCAGUAUAAGCUGCUCGAGAUGGACUUCGGAAUGAAAGAGCACAGCGAAGGCAUUGCGCAGAACCAGGCUCAGCUGGAAAAGGUGUUCGGUAGUAUGCUGUGGGCCAUCAGUCGGCUGGAUCAGGCGGUCGGGAACAAUCUGACAGCGCUGCAAGCACAGUCCUGGAAGAUCCUGGCCCGGCAGACGGUGUGCGCUAAUCACGAGCAGCUGCGUGGUGAAAUCUUCAGUCUUGCCCCGAAGCAAGGACUCAGCACGAACGCGCGGUCUCUGUUCGAUCUGCAGGGCAUGCGCCACAAGGGUCCAUUUGCAUCGUGUCGGGACGAACCGUCGAAGAUUUCGGGCAAGUACCUGCUUCGACCAUCGGACGAUGAAGAGCCGUUCCCGGUGUACUGCGAACAGACCAAGUUCGGAGGCGGUUGGCUGGUGAUACAGCACCGCUUCGAGGGUUCGCUCGAUUUCUUCCGCAACUGGACCGAGUACCGGGACGGAUUCGGGAGCAUCGAUCGGGAGUUCUGGAUCGGUCUGGAGAAGUUGCACCAGCUGACUUCCCGCAAAGCAUACCAGUUGCUGAUUGAGGUGGAAGACUUUGCCAACGACUAUCGGUACGCGCGGUAUAAAGAGUUUGAGGUUGGCAGCGAGGCCGAACAGUAUAUGUUGAAGAAGGUGGGAGCGUACAGCGGAACCGGUGGCGACUCGUUCACCUACCACAAAGGCUGGAAGUUUACGACCAUGGAUCGAGAUAAUGAUGGAUCGGCCACGAACUGUGCGGUUACUUGUGAGGGAGCCUGGUGGUACAAUAACUGCCAUCACUCGAACCUGAACGGACGGUUCAUGAACGCGAUAGACGUGAAGUCUAUCUCUUGGUAUCACUUCAAGAGUAACCACCAGGGCAUGGCUUAUUCGCGCAUGCUGAUACGGGAAGUGUGAGGAUUAGGUUUGAAAAUAAACACAAUUUUUAAACUUUUUGAUUAAAA
Messenger RNA from Anopheles coustani, 1168 nucleotides. RefSeq names its product microfibril-associated glycoprotein 4-like. The transcript has a single exon. Bases 45 to 1121 code for a protein of 358 amino acids. The record is from RefSeq and is a predicted model, not a curated record. Lineage: Eukaryota; Metazoa; Arthropoda; Insecta; Diptera; Culicidae.